Messenger RNA from Chelonoidis abingdonii (Abingdon island giant tortoise), 2247 nucleotides. It is a transcript of the gene RGS13, whose product is annotated as regulator of G protein signaling 13. Lineage: Eukaryota; Metazoa; Chordata; Testudines; Testudinidae. The record is from RefSeq and is a predicted model, not a curated record.
GUCCAAACGUGGGGCAGGGCUAUGAAGGAAAAGGGAAAGCUGAUGAAGAAGAACUGUGAGAAUGAGCCCAAAUAUUUGUUGUCUUUGUAAGCUAUUCAGAGAAGAUGAAAAUGAGAUCACUUCUAAAGUGUCAUUGGAAGAAGUGUUACAGUGGUCCCAAUCCUUUGAAAAGCUGAUGACUACUAAAUAUGGACCUAUAAUCUACAAGACCUACCUGAAGACAGAAUACAGUGAUGAGAACAUUGAAUUCUGGCUUGCAUGUGAAACUUACAAGAAGAUUGAAUCUCGGAGGAAAAGGAUUUCUGUGGCCAAGAGAAUUUUUAAAAAUUACAUUCAGCCCCAGGCGCCUAAAGAGAUUAACAUUGAUAGUCCUGCAAGGGAAGCUAUCAUCAGGAAUAUUCAAGAACCAACUCAAUCCUGUUUUGAUGAAGCUCAGAGAAUAGUUUACAUGCACAUGGAAAGGGAUUCAUAUCCCAGGUUUCUUGGAUCAGAAAUCUAUCAGAAACUCAGACACAGGCCUCCAGACUGACAGAAAUGACUCAAUACAUUAAAGAGAGACUAAGGAUUUAGCAGAGGAGACUUCCUUCUGGUUUAUUAAUGUUUUCAAAUGGUAAAAGAAGAACAGAAGAAAAUCAGCCAGUGGAUGAAUUUUCCUUCCAAAGAAUGGUAGUUUGUUCUUAUGCAGAUAUUAGAGCUGAACAUAAAAUACUUUCCACCCUUCAUCCCCACCCGCCUGUGGAAUAUUUCAGCUUUAUGUUAAAAAAUUGAAAGCCACUUUUAGUUCACCUCAGUCUGUCUGGAAUUUUAAAAAGUCGUUACAGGGAAGAAACCUAGGACCUCACUCACUCACUACAAUCCAUGGGAAAUUAGCUGACUCCUGUCCUUCUCCUACCAGCUAGGGAAGACUAGUUCCACACCCUCAUCAACAUCCACCACUAUCCAAGCGAAGCCACUUUAUUUAAAAAUACAAGUGCUGAGGUUUAGAAUGAUAGUUACUGUACAGUAUUCUAAACUCUAUAAUUCACAAGCUAAAAUUCAGCACAUUGCCCAGUUAAUCAGCUCAACAGUCUCAAGUGUAAAGGGAAACACAUGUCCAUUACGUUUGAUUACACAAAAAAUACAUUCGUUUUCAGAAGGCUCCAAGGAUAGUUGUAAUUGUAGCCAGGCGUGUUUAAGCUACUGUGCAUGUUGUGCCCAAAUGCUCUUGGAUUAAUAAAGUAAGAUACAAAGCAGGUUGUCAAACCUUAGAGGAGAGAUAUGGAAUACUUUUGUUUAAUAAGUCAUGUUGGGAAUGGCUUCAUAGAUCUGGCUAGCUAGGUGCAGAUGGUAGAAAAUAAACACCUAGAUUAGUUCUGCAUGACUUGUGUUUUCACAGCACUAUACGACACUUAUUAUGGCUAGCCCUAUAUUUCAUGCCACUUACAUUUUGGCAGAUUCACCUGAUCGGCCUGUUCACUGCACUAUUCAAAAGUGUAGCUUUUGCCCCUUUAUAAUUAGAAUGUUUACAUCACUAUCAGGCCCUCACACAACAAAUGUAUCCAAAUGAAAAUGUUUCUUGUAAAUCUUUCAUCUAUAAAACCUAGAAGGGAAACAAUGGACUACUGUGAGCUUUUGGAUAAACAGAAUACAAAUCCUUCUCUUGGGUAAUGGACUGGAUUAGUGAGAAGUGGUGCUAUCCCCAAUUAUAAAAUAAGAUACUACUAGUUUUCACCUGAGCAUAACAUGUUCUAAUGUCUAAACUAAUUAUAAGCUCUCUCUCACACACUAAAUUAUAAAGUGAUUCUGUUGUAUAACUAAAGCUUUUCAAGUGUCUUUUAAAUCAAUAUUUUCCAAUAUAAAACAUCAGGCUGUGAUCACGUCCAAUCUGACAAACUAAGCAUUGGUGAUCUGUAUGCAUCUGGGAGAUCUCCAACAGAAAUCUAGGUGCUAAGGGAGAGUUGCUGAUGUUGUAGAUGGCCUUCUCCAUCAGUACCGACCUAAUGCCAUUAUCAUAGGCCUAUCGUUCUCUGGCUACUCCUCCUAGUCCCCCAAUCCAUAUUUGAUAUCCAUAAAUCCGUAGCCCUCUCUCCUCCAUGGUCAGCAACCAGCCUUGCUCAGCAUAUUAUUUGAGAGAGCCUGUCUGCUUCCUUUUUGCUGUUAGAAAUUACUCGGUAUCUGCCAUGUGUCCUCAGCUGCUGCUAGUCCAGCUCCUUUUGGCCUCUGCUCAGGCUGGUUUUUAGUGAUUGUGAAAGUUUCCUCUACAGCAGA